Physeter macrocephalus (sperm whale) is the source of this 8152-nucleotide messenger RNA. It is a transcript of the gene LEPROT, whose product is annotated as leptin receptor overlapping transcript. Gene Ontology annotation, biological process: negative regulation of growth hormone receptor signaling pathway; late endosome to vacuole transport via multivesicular body sorting pathway. The transcript is spliced from 4 exons. Bases 88 to 483 code for a protein of 131 amino acids. The record is from RefSeq and is a predicted model, not a curated record. Lineage: Eukaryota; Metazoa; Chordata; Mammalia; Artiodactyla; Physeteridae. Gene Ontology annotation, cellular component: endosome.
CCCUAGGUACCGCCAUGGACCGGGCCUGCGCGGGGGCAGGGGCCGUGGCAAGAAGCCGGAAGCAGCCGCGGCCCCAGCUCGGGAGACAUGGCGGGCGUUAAAGCUCUUGUGGCAUUAUCCUUCAGUGGGGCUAUUGGGCUGACUUUUCUUAUGCUGGGAUGUGCCUUAGAGGAUUAUGGUGUUUACUGGCCCUUGUUUGUCCUGAUAUUCCAUGCCAUCUCUCCCAUCCCCUAUUUCAUUGCCAAACGAGCAACAUAUGACUCCGAUGCAACAAGUAGUGCCUGUCGGGAACUGGCUUAUUUUUUCACUACCGGAAUUGUUGUUUCUGCCUUUGGAUUUCCUGUUAUUCUUGCUCGUGUGGCCGUGAUCAAGUGGGGAGCCUGUGGCCUGGUGCUGGCAGGCAAUGCAGUGAUUUUCCUUACAAUUCAAGGUUUUUUCCUUGUAUUUGGAAGAGGAGAUGAUUUUAGCUGGGAGCAGUGGUAGCACGUGCUUUAUUCUGAUAAAAUGCAUUUAAGUUCUUAGAAUUCAUACUGUGUGUAUAUGUGUGCACAUGUGGCCUUUUACUAUGAAAUUUAAUAUACUGUUUCUUUAUACCUUUGUAAUCAUGUUCACUUUAAGGAGGACUACAUGGGGAAAAGGUUAGUUUUAUUCCCAGCCAUUAGACCUCUCCAUUUACUCAAGUUGAAUUAUGUUAUUUGUUUAGCUUUUCAUAUAGUCAUGGUGCUCUCAGAAAAUAUGUUAACUCAGUCUUGUAGGCAGUUGCUCACUCAGUGUGCUGCAUCUCCACCUUUGGCCCGGGGAUGUGCUUGAGUGGGCACAUAGCGCUGGGGCUGUCUCAGCUCUGCCCAGGACUUCCAAGAUAUACCUGUGUCCCAGAGAGACAGAGGCGGCUCCCUCUUUAUGUUGCGGACUCUUGCUUCUCCAAGUGUGGUCCAUAGACCAAGAGCAACAGCAUCUCGAAGUGUGGUGCACAGGAGCUUAUUACAAAUGCAGCGUCUGGGGCCCCAUCCUCAACCUAAUACAUUUUGAUGAGACCCCAAGUGAACCUCAGACACAUUAAAGUCUGAGAAGCGCCGUCAUGAAGGAAGAAGCAUUGCCCUCCCCUUGGCUGAACCCCUUUGCCUCUCUGGGCGUUAGCUGCUUGUAAAAACUGUUUCCCCUGCCCCUCGUGUUGAGGCCUACUUCAGACCGUCCUUGGAAUUUGUGAACUGUCCAAACCUAUACUUUCUAGGCUGUUCCUCACAUUUGUGAAGUGUUCUCAGUAGAGAGCAGCUAUGGCUUCACAUUGUCUGAAAGGCAGUGGCUGCCUUCACAGUGCUGGGGGGACAGAUCCCUCACUGGGAGGCAGGGGAGGGAGGCUGGGCUGGAACCGGCGCCUGCUUUAGCAGGAUGGGGAAGAAUGGAUAAGUAAUGCCAUUUAAUUUCCCUUCAUAAUCUGACAUUUCUCCCCAGUUCCUUCCCUGUACUGCUGCCCACCCACCUUCACCGGUCCCCCCAGACACACACACUAGCAGCAGUUCUGAUUUGCCCUGUCUUCUUCAUGGCUCGGCUUCUCCUUUCUAUAGAGAUGUGGAGCCAAGUAAGCAAGCAGAGGGUGAGCUGCUUCAUUUUAUUUACAUGUGAUGUACUUGUCUUUCAUGUCCUGUAGGACUUUUAAAAAAUAUAUAUAUUUACAUAUAUAUGUGUGUAUAUAUAUAUAUAUAACACUUUAUGCCACUUUUAAAUGAAUCAUUGAGAAUUCAUGUCAUGCUGGGUCCUGUAAUCACAGGUUUUCUAGCUCAACUUUUUGUCCAAGGCCUAUCGAGAAAGGGAAAUAUGGGAACUAGAACCACGUGAUUAGAAUAUAAGCAAUGAUUUUACAGCAUUGUUAAUGUGUGAUAAGAGACAUACAUUCAAGACACUGAAACCUUGAAGUUUGUAACCCCUUACUAUUCUGGAAUGAUGCUGGGAGCAGGAGAAGACAAGAGUGAUACCUAAAAGGAUAAUAUGCAAAGUGAUAUUUUAGCCUUAUGCAUGAUUUUAUGUUUUCAAUGUACUAUGUAUGUAUAGAACUGUUAAAGUUGUUAUUUCCAAUAUUUAUAUUAGAAAAAUUAUAUAGACACUUUAUAAUUUUAACCAGCAUUUUAAAUAACACUUACACUUACUGUAUUGUAAUAAAUUUUACUUUUAACAGAAAAGAAAAGCUUAAUUUUAAAAGUUUUUAUUCUGAUGUCACCUUGCUUAAAAGGUAACAAAAAUAUGAAAAUUUCUUUGUGUUCUGAAAUGUGCAGUUGUGAGCAAUAAUCUGUCCUGCAUUAGAAUAAUAGCAGAAAGUUGUAAGAUACCAUUUUGGAUGUGCAGUUGGCUUGUAAUAGCUUUUCUUUUCCUAAGAUGGAGAUGCUGUUUAAUUUAUACUACCUUUUGCAAAAAUGCCCUUGUUGCUUAUACACAUUUUAAAUAACCAAGGUAGCCUUAAUGUGUAGCCCUAAAGCAUUGCCUCUUGAUUGUAUUUCUAGGAUGAUAUAAAGCACUUGCAUAUAGAAUAUUUGUAGUUAUUCCCUACUAAUGGAAUGGUUUAUCGAAGUGAUAGAUUAUUGGAUUUGCUAUAUGUAUGAAACAGAGACAUUUAUUCUGCAGCACCUAGUAUCAUUUAAGUAAUAAAUGUCAGUAGGGAGUAUUGCUGUAUAUGAAUGUACGGUACAAAAGUUUCAUCUCGGUAACACAAAUGUUGGGCAUUUUAAAAUUCCUUAUAAAAGGUUCAUUUGUUUUCUAUACACUAUAGAAUAUAUUUUGGAGAUUCAAAGCACGUUGAUUACAUUCUAAAACUGAGAAUGUACGUAAAGAAUUGCCCAGAAGUGAGUAAUCUUAGGAAGAGAUUCUCUAUCAUGUUCCAAACAACUGGCUUACACUUUGAAACACUUUUCCCACAGAAACAAUAUCAUGCUACCAUGGGUUAUCAGGCCAAGCCUUCUGAGGAAGGCUAAACCCUAACAUAGCUGACCUUUAAUACUCAAAGUACAUGCCUGAGUUUUGGAUCUUGGCAACAGGGUAGUGUGAACAGUUUGAAGGAAGGAAAGUGUAAAUUUCCACCUCCUUUCCUAAGAACAAAUGUCUUUCUUGCUUCAAUUUUUGCAGCCCUCUCUAUCCCCUAAUGCCCUUGGGGUCCAUUAAACCUGUGAUGUUUGCUGGCCUCCUCUCCUGACUCGGAGGCUUCCUCUUAGUCUGCCCCACCUCCCGGGGUUCUUCAUAUUCCCAAAUCACCCACCUUUCUACUUCUACCAAUCAGUUUUCUUAGUAGAGCUGAUACCUUGUGAUGUUUAAGGAGAAAGCAGUCGGUUCAUACUCUUUCCCAGAAAGAAUGAAUGACUGUGAUCAUCUUCCCCACAUCUGGAACGCAUCCAUACCUGCCUCGUGCAGUUACCAUGCAGGGCUGCAGCUGCAUUUUUACAAGGGCAUGCCUUGGAACCCAUUUGCAGAAAUGGCAAUGUUCCACAGUAAAGUGAAAAAAGCAUUCCAGCAGUUUAUAGAAGGAUAGUAAUAUUUUGGGCCAGGAGCAAGCCUAUCACACUUCAUCCCUUCCUCACGGUGAGUUCUCAGCUGGUCCUACAUUUCAUAGUUGCUUCUUUUCCUCCACUUAUGAACCCACAGAUUUUUCUUACAGUCCUCAGGAAGUCUUUACCUCAAGGUAUCUUCUUGAUGAAGACUCUUCUAGAGGGUGAAAUGUUUCAUGAAGUUAAUAGCAUUCCUUAGGCUCUCAGAGAAAUGCUUAGGAGAUGUCACAAAAAUGUGCCUUUUCGAAGUUUGCAAAAUUCAAGUUUUGCACCAUAAUUUAACCAAAAUAUUUAUGAGGAUGCUAGCAUUUUCCAAGCAUAGUAAUUAGUUCACAACUGAGAAAUAUUAUUCCUGUAGAUGAAUAUAAGUUCUGCAUUUAAAUGUCCUUUUUGCCAUUCUGCCUCAUGAAGUACCUUAUUUGCAAAAAUCUCAGUGUAUAAUAACAAAUGAGUUACAAUCUGCUUUCAUGUGGCCAUGUUCCUGGAGAAGAGCAGUGACAUGUGACCCCAAACACAGUGUGCAAGGUCCCCAAGAUUGCUUUAGAAUGCAAUUAUGUACAUAUGAUGGGGAUGAUUUUCUUUCUUUCUUUUUUUUUUUCUUUCUCCACCUGGGCCACCAGAGGGUGAUUUCCUUUAAAAUCAAGCUUGUCAUUUAUACUUGAACAAAGACUUCUAUGUACAUUAUUAAACUAAAACUUUUAUAUUUUACUUUGGGAUGCAUUAUAUUUGGAAAGGAGACCAGCAGAUUUCUUUCCCCAGUGUUUUUGUUUGGAUAAUCAAUUAAACUUGGAGAAUUUGUCUAGUUUUGAGCCCAUAUUUAUUGUGGUUGAUAGAAGUAGUCCAAGAAUGUGUGUAACCGGGAGGAGUCGAGUCCCUAGUUACAGCUUUGCUAACAUCCCAGGGUUGAAGGUGGUUGUGUGGGACAUGGUUAAUCAAGAAUUUGCUGUUUUGGAAAAGAGAGAAAAAGUCAACACUUUAAAAAAGUGCUGUACAUAUUCUGAAGAGUCAUUUUGUGCACUACAGUGAAGAAUGCACACAUGUAAAGUACUGCUUAAGGAGUAACAUGUCCCCCUUAUAAACAGAGCAUUGGGGGAAGAUCUGAUGUUUUACAGGUGGAUUGAGGCAGUUAGUUAGAUUAUAAAGAAACUGAGCCAGAUAUUUCGUUGUAUUGCCCAACUAAGCGUAAAGUUAAAUUCUUAGUAGAAAUUCGGUUAUACCAACAUCACUGUAAAAUGCCCAUAAGAAAAAAUAGUUCCCAAGGAAUCUUCUCUGGUCCAAGGGCUUGUAUAUAAGAAUUUUCAUUUAGAAAAAGCACGCUGGAUGCAUCGAGAGACCUUGUCUGGGGCUGAGAAUGGAUGUGUCUGGAGAAAUCAUGUACCUGUUAUUUAAACACAGCAUCUUCUGUCUUGAGAUUUUUUUAAAAAAUACUUGCCUAUUUUUUUGGUCAGCUAAAUGUAAAUAAAAAGGUCUUAUCUGUUAUCCAGUAAUCAUAACUGGAAAGUUAUUUUCUUAUUUUCUUCCUACAAUGGCUCUAAAAAAUUUCCAUUUAGGUUAUUAGUCACGUUUCAUCCUCCUCUUCUUUGUUUUUGCUGAAGUAGGAAACAAAUAUCUGUUUUUUAAAAAAGAAAUAUAGGUGCAAAGAAUUAAAAUUUCCAGCCUUUCCCCACAUUUUUAAAAAGUGUUAACUUUGUAGAAAAUGAAUUUCAGUUCAUUCCCCUGUAGUCACCAGGCAUAGUGCAAAAUUAAUAGAUGACCAUUUUGAAACAAGGAUUCAUCCUCAAUACUGGGCAUAUAGGCAAAGUGGUCUUAAUCUUGAGAUUACUCACUUGGGAAAGAACACAACUGAAGACAUGGCACAUAGUAGCUCUUCACUGUUGACUUAUCUCUUUAUCAAAACAGGAUAAUUUUUAAAAAUAUUUAUUUAAUUAUUUUAUUUGGGCUGUGCCGGGCCUUAGUUGAGACAUGCAGAAUCUUUUUAGUUGUGGCAUGUAGACUUCUUAGUUGCGGCAUGCGGACUCAUACUUGCAGCAUGCAUGAGGGAUCUAUUUCCCUGAGCUGGGAUUGAACCUGGGCCCCCCUGCCUUGGGAGCGUGGAGUCUUAUCCACUGGACCACCAGGGAAGUCCUGAAAUUGGAUAUUUAUAGCUGUUUCUCACACUUCCAAAUUAAUUAUUAGAUAUUAUUAAAUCAAAAGUUGCUCAUUCAUUUUUUUUGUCCUCAGAAUAAUUAAACAAUAAAACCAUCAGUUCAACCUUAGCUAGACAAUUAUUUCAUUUAAUAAUUUAAAGCAUAAAUGCACAUCCAUGCUUCUGCCUCAACACUUUCAUGUCCUGUGCAGUUGAGAAACAAAUUUUAUCACCAUAUUCUGUAAAGUUUCAUGAUUCUUACAGCCCUGCUCCCAAAACUGUAUGCUUGUUCCUCUGACGAAUCCAAAAUUCUCCAGUGCUUCUAACCAUCACUCCUGCAGCCUCACCAUUUGCGGUUCCUUGCUGAUGCUCUUGCUGAAAUCCACUUGCUGCUGAUGGAAUUGAGUCAAAUGAAAUUUAAAUGCAGGUUUUAAUUGGAUGCUUGAUUUACUCAAGGUACCACACUUAGUAUUUGCCAUGGGGCCUUACAGUGGUACCUAAGCUGAUGCUCUAUAGCCCACGUCCCCACAGUGUGCUAUGAAGCACCUCUGUAAUCUACCCACUUUGCCUGUGCUUGUCUCUCAUGUCAUGGAGGUUUCCUGUCACUCUGAGAGCACCUAGUUAAAGGCUCUAAAACAGAGGGUCCCCACCAAACACUGGCAUCAACAUUUAUCUCCUCUUUUACUGCAGCUUGUCAAUAAGGGGAAGUUGAAGGUUGUGGGGCAGAUACACAGGCUGUUUGAAGAUGGGACUUUUUGGACCCAUCUUUGAGGGAUGAAUGCGAGGUGUCACAUAAAACAUAUUUUUGAGCACUAAUUAGUGUCAUAAGUCACUACAGGAUUAAUACCCUUCCCACAAACCUAAGUUGAAAUUUAGUUAAUAGAAAAUUAUAACACACAUAUAUGUAAAACAUACAUCAAAGAGUCAACUUUUCAUUUAUUCAACAAAAACCUUUCCUAUUCUGUAUCUACACUCACUGACUUGCUUAUCUCAUGCUGUCUCAUGGCUUUACCUUUUCUAGGCAGCUGACUCACACAUGUUAACCUCCAGCCCGGACUUCUCUAAAUCCCAGAAUUGUAUAUCUGACUGCCAACAUCAUCUCUCUACUCGGAUGCCUAAUAGGCAUCUCAAACUUAGCAUGUCCAAAAUCAAAACUCCUGACACUUCCUAUUAUUCCCGGUUCUCCAGAACAAAAGACCUGGAGUGUUUUAGAACAUCUCAUUACUGCACAUCCCCCAGGCACUCCAUCAGGAGAUCGUGUUGCUUCUAGCUUCAAAUGUAUCUGGAAUCAAAACACUUCUCAUACCUUUGCUGCUACUAGUGGUUCAAGACAGUAUGGUCUUACUUGGGUUAUUGCACUAACCUCCUAACUGGUUCCCUGCUUUUGCCCUUUUCCCGCUUAAGGCUAGUUUCAACAGAGCAGCAUGAGUGAGCCUGUAAAAUGUAAAUCAGAUCAUGUCACCCCUCUGAUCCACUGACGUCUCAUCCCACUUCAAUAGUAAAAUGACAACCCAGUUGAAAAAUAGACACAGGUUCUGAAUAGGCAUUUCUCCAAAGAUGUGCAAAUGGCCAAUAAGCACAUGAAAAGAUGCUCAACAUCAUUAGACAUCAGGGAAAUGGAAAUCCAAACCAGUAUGAGCUUCACAUCCACUAGGAUAACUAGAAUCAAAAAGACAGACAAUAACAAGUGUUAGCGAGGAUAGGAUAAAGUCAGAGCCCUUGUAAGUUGCUGGUGGGGAUAUAAAAUGGUGUAGCCACUAUAGAAGAUUUUGGAAGUUCUUCAAGAUGUUAAACAUUGAGUUACCAUACAACCCAGCAAAUCCAUUCCUAGGCACAUACCCAAGAGAGAUGACAACAUAUAUCACACAAAAACUUGAAUACAAAUGUUCAUAGCAGCAUUAUUCAUAAUAGCCCAAAUUGGAAAGUAGAAACAAUCCAAAUGUCUAUCAGCUGAUGAAUGGAUAAUGUGGUCUAUCCAUACAAUGGAAUAUUUUUCAGCCAUAAAAAGAGAUGAAGUGUCGAUAAAUGCUACAACAUGUAUGAACCUUGUAAACAUCAUGUUAAGUGGGAAAAAAACAGUCACAAAACCCCAUAUAUUAUAUAAUUCUAUUUAUAUGAAAUGUCCAGAAUAAACAGAAAUAGACGGUAGAUAUGUAGUUGCCAGGGACUGAGGGAAAGGGUAAUGAAGAAUGACUGCUCAUGGGUAUGGGUUUCUUUUUGUGGUGAUGAAAAUGAUUUGGAAUUAGUGGUGAUGAUUGCACAGCUUUUGAAUAUACUACAAGUCAUUGGGCUGUACACUUUACAAAGGUGAAUUGUGUAGUAGGUAAAUUUCAUCUUAAUAAAAAAACACAAAAAACAAAAAGUCAAACAAACAAAGAGGAAACAACUUGAAUGUCUAUCAACUGAAAAGUGUGGUACAAACUUAGGUGAGAAAAAUGUUCUAGAUUGAUUGUGAUAAUGUUUGCACAACUCUUUGACUAUGCUAAAAACUACUGAA